AUGAAGUUCGCGGGAAAGGCAGAGAAGGGACACAGCUGGAGGUGGGAGGAGGAAAAGCCAGAGAAGGGAGAGAGGGAGAGAGAAAAGGGAGGAAAAAAAGGGACCAUCCAUACCGUGGCUGGCUCUUCGAUGCCAUCUGAAAGGGCAAGCUUCGAGCUGUUUUUAAUUAAUAGGGACGGACGAGGAAGGGAGGCAGAGGCGCUUCGACGGACAGGGAAGAAGAAGAAGAGAGCAGGAGAAGGCGUAGAAGGAGGAGAAGAGGCAGAGGCAGAGGGAGAUAGCAGGCUGGCUAUCUCUCCGUGGCCGCAACGGCGACGGCGACGGCGAGACUGGGCUGGAGACGCUGGGCAGGUGGCAGCAGCAGCAGCAGCAGCAGCAGCGAUAACGCCGGACGACGAGGCAGAGACAGGCGACCGACGCAGGAGACGGUCGAGCAAGGCCAAUUUCCCUCCCCCCGAAACAGCCGGACAGUUUUGGCAGGUCGAGCGGGCAAGGGGGAGCGAGAUGCCUGUCGACGGGAGGGAAAAGAAAAGAAAGCGAGCAGCAGACGACGAGGACGACGAGGACGAGGAGGAGGAUGAGAGGAUAGCAAAGCUGCGAGCUCAGUCGGCCAGAGCAGCGGGAGGGAGGACAGUCGUAGGGAGGCCGCUGGUGGUUGAUGCUGGUGCCUGUUCGGUGCCUUGUCGCAGGCUGGCUGGCCGUGUAAGGAUCCUGUGUAUCUCUCGCGGUGGUCUCGCUGGCGUGUCUGCGUCGUCUGUCGUCUGGGGACAGCGAGAGGAGAGGAUGAAAAGAAUAACAAUAAUAAUAGGAGAGACGGCGGCGGCUCAGGUCGAGAAUUACCUAAGAAGGCUAACUGGAGACGAAGACGAUGAAGACGAUGAAGACGAUGAAGAGGAAGAAGAAGAAGAAGAAGAAGAAGAAGAAGAAGAGAAGACGAAGACGAAGCGAUGA
This is a messenger RNA of Trichophyton benhamiae CBS 112371, 951 nucleotides long. RefSeq lists its product as uncharacterized. The record is from RefSeq and is a predicted model, not a curated record. NCBI's taxonomy places the organism in Eukaryota, Fungi, Ascomycota, Eurotiomycetes, Onygenales, Arthrodermataceae. The coding region runs from base 1 to 951 and encodes 316 amino acids. The transcript has 6 exons.